This is a messenger RNA of Magnusiomyces paraingens, 1476 nucleotides long. RefSeq names its product mitochondrial 37S ribosomal protein mS47. NCBI's taxonomy places the organism in Eukaryota, Fungi, Ascomycota, Dipodascomycetes, Dipodascales, Dipodascaceae. Gene Ontology annotation, cellular component: mitochondrion. Gene Ontology annotation, biological process: L-valine catabolic process. Gene Ontology annotation, molecular function: 3-hydroxyisobutyryl-CoA hydrolase activity. The transcript has a single exon. The record is from RefSeq and is a predicted model, not a curated record. Bases 1 to 1476 code for a protein of 491 amino acids.
AUGCUCUCACGCUCAGCUCGUUCCGCUUUACGGCCUAUAAAAAUGACCCUUCGCGCCAAAAUCAACCCAAACAUGCUCCCGGCUCUUGCCCGCAAUAACUCUUCUGCGUCUUCAUCCAGUCCAUCUGACGCGGACGACGUGCUCUUUGCGCCCAACCGCGCAAUUAGAACCAUCACCCUCAAUAGACCAGCCAAGCUCAAUUCUCUUAACCAGUCUAUGGUCGACAAAAUUAUCCCCCGUAUGGUUGAGUGGACCAAGUCCGACACUGCCCAAUCCAUCAUCCUCAAAGGUGCCGGCAACAAGGCUCUCUGCGCCGGUGGUGACGUCGCUGCUCUUGCCAAUGACAUUGCCCAAAACGGCCCUGAGGGUUCUGCUCGCUCCACUGUUUUCUUCAAGGAUGAGUAUACCCUUAACCACCUCAUUGCCUCUUACCCUAAGCCUUACAUCGCUGUCAUGAACGGUAUCACCAUGGGUGGUGGUGUUGGUCUUUCCGUUCACGCUCCUUUCCGCAUCGCUACUGAAAAGACACUAUUCGCUAUGCCUGAAACUGACAUUGGCUUUUUCCCUGAUGUCGGUGGUUCUUUUUUCCUUUCUAGACUCGAUGGCCAGAUUGGUACCUACCUCGCCCUUACUUCUGCCCGUCUGAAAGGCUACGACGCUGUCGCUGCUGGAAUUGCUACCCAUUAUAUUCCCGAGUCUCUUCUUCCUGACGUUGAAAGCCGUCUCGCCGAAGUCUUUGUUGACUCUGUCGCUCCUAUUGAUGCUCACUCUCUUGUGAACUCGGUUCUUCUCGAGUUUGAGACCGCCGCUCCUGAGGGCUACGUUUUCUCGCUUUCUGGCAAGGCUCGUGAAUCUAUCGAUGCUGCUUUCUCCAACAAGACUGUUGAAGAUAUUGUCGCUGCUCUCGAGGCUGACGGUUCUGACAUCGCCAAGUCUGCUCUCAAGGCUAUUCUUUCUCGCUCUCCUACUGCCGUCAAAGUUACCCUUGCUGCUCUUCGCCGUGGUGAGACUCUCGGUAUCAAGGAUGCUCUUGAUGCUGAGUACAGACUUGCUGAGAACUUUAUGUACGGUCAUGAGUUUGUUGAGGGUGUUUCUGCCAAACUCAUUUCUAAGCCUGCACGCACUCCUGAGUGGAAGCCCGCUACUCUCCAGGAAGUUACUCCUGACAUUGUUAAUGGCUACAUUUCCAACCGCCCAGACUCUGUUGUCCAAGACAUUGAGUUCAUCCACCCUGAAAACAACUUCACCAAGUACCCCCACACUUUUGGUCUUCCCUCUGAGCAGCAGAUUAAGGACUACGUUCUGGGCAACGAUAACCCAGACCGUGAGUUUAAGGUCUCGGCCCAGGAGGUCCACGAACACUUUGACAACAUCACCCGGGGAAAGCUUGGUGUCCACCAAAAGAUUGAUGAUAUUAUUGUCAGAAUGACCAAGCCUGAUCCUACAGAUGUCCAGCUUCUUGACUGGAUUUACUAG